AUGGCAGUCCCUCAGGCCAAGCUCAGAACGCCUGAAGAGGCCGUCGCCUCGAUCGCUUACCUGGCCAGCGAUGUCGUCGUCUCAGUGCAGCCGGCGAUUGGCACCGACUCGGCCUUCUCGAAGCAGCUGAAGCAGCUCGCUCAGUCCAAGACACAGAGCCUCGUCGCGAAAACGAGUGAUGCCGUGCCUGAGAUCGUCCCGGUCAGGCACAACACCGACCCUCUGCUCUCGGUCUUCACUCCUAUCCGCUCGGGCCGCCUGGUCUCCGUCACCACCACAUCCAGCAUCCUUCUCCCCUCAGUUGCCCAUCUCUACCGCCUGGCCAACUUCCCCGUGGUCAUCCAUGUCGCCCUUGCCCCUAAGAGAUUCCCCGACUACUCGGCGAUCACGGCCGUGAGGAACUCGGGCUGGACAUUUCUGCAGUCAUGGUCGCUACAGGAGGCCCACGAUAUUGCCAUUACUGCCCACGCCCUGGCCAUCCGCUCCGGCAAGGGUGUCAUCCACUUCUUUGACCCCUCUUCCAGCGAGGGUAAUGCCCCGAUCGAGCUCGCCAGCCUCGACGUCAUCCGCACCGUCCUCAAUUUGGACAAUGUGCGGCGAUUCCAGUCUGCUCCUGUCCCCGGGACAGGCAUCUAUGCUGACGAUGGCCGUAAAGCUCUGGUUGCUGAGCAGGCAGAGCCUGUGAUCGCUCCGGCAUCUGCUGCCAGUGCGGUUGCCGCUGCCAGUGAGGUCCCUGCGACGGGCGCCUCGUCCCCCAGUGCGACCUCUUCCUCUGCCAAGUCCAGCCAGCAGAGCACCAACACCGCGACGCCCACUGCCUCGGCGGCUACGACGAUCGAGGAGUCGGCUCCUGCUGUCACCUCCGAGCACAUCCACAAGUAUGCGACUGGCAUCUGGUCGCAACUGAGCAGCCUUAUCGGCCGCAACUAUAACGCCUUUGAGUACAAGGGCCCUGCCUCCGCCGAGAGCGUUCUUCUGCUCUUCGGCUCUAAUGUCAGCCUGUUCGCCGAUGCCAUCCUUCAUGCUCCCUCGAGCGAAGCCUUUGCCGGUGCUGGCCUGCUCAUCCCCAGGCUAUACCGCCCCUGGCUGGGCGCCAAGCUACUCGAGGCCAUCCCUCAGUCAGUCCGCAAGAUCGCUGUCCUUGAGCAGAUCUCCCGAAAGACGACCAGGUGGGGUCCCGUCCUGGUCGACGUCCUGACCUCGGUCAAGAGCACCCCUGGCGGCGUCGAGACGGUAGUUGGUCACCAGCUCGGCUACAUCUCCAAGACGACCGUCGAGCAGGCUCUCCGCGGCGUCUUCCAGAACCUCAGCUCCGACAAGCCUGUCCAAAACCUAGAGGUUGGCGAGCGGGAGGCCCCCAAGGAGGCUCCCGAGUAUGGCCUCGAGCAGCCGGCUCUCGAGAACGCUUACAUCAAGAUCCUCAACAAGCUCUUCGGCAACCGGGUAUUCAUUGCCAACGCACUUGGUUCUGACAAUGCUGGUGUCUCUGACACUAUUGCUGCCUCUCCGGAGUUCGGCUUCGGCUCUCUCCUGGCUCGCAAGGAGCGCCGCCAGAAGUUCGUCGAGCAGGCAAAGAAAUUCGCUAUCAUUGGCCAAUUCCUGACUGACGUCCCCAAGCGUGCCCUGGCCAAGUGGGCUACCAGUCUUGACGACGUCAAGAAGACCGAGCAGGCCGCCGAAGAGGUCAUCUCUUCCCUUACCAUUGACAACUCGACCCUGGCCAAGACUCUCCUCGAGGGCAAGGCUUUCUUUCAUAAGGAGUCUCUCUGGCUCGUUGGCUCCGAUGCCUGGGCCUACGACCUCGGCAACUCUGGUGUGCACCACGUUCUGGCGUCGGGCGAGAACGUCAACCUGCUUAUCAUCGACUCGACCCCCUACUCCGAGCGCGCCGCUGCUGAUGCCAACAGGCGCAAGAAGGACAUUGGGCUUUAUGCCAUGAACUUUGGUAACGCCUACGUUGCCUCGACCGCCGUCUAUUCCUCCUAUACCCAGGUCCUGCAGGCGCUUGACGAGGCCGACAAGUUCAACGGCCCGUCGGUCGUCCUCGCCUACCUCCCCUACAAUGACGAGCACGACUCUCCUCUCACCGUGCUGCAGGAGACCAAGAAGGCCGUCGAUCUCGGCUACUGGCCCCUGUACCGUUGGAACCCGGACAAUGAGGCUAAGGGAGAGCCCAAGUUUGCUCUAGAUUCGGAGCGCAUCAAGAAAGAGCUCAAGGAGUUCCUGGAUCGCGAGAAUCGUCUCACACAGCUCAUGCGCAGCCAGCCUCAGUAUGGCGCUGUCUUGUCGGAGGAUUACGGCACCGAGAUCCGCGCACAACAGAGGAGGCGGGCGAAGGAUGCCUACAACAAACUGCUUGAGGGUCUUUUUGGUGCUCCUCUGACCAUUUUGUUCGCCUCCGAUAAUGGCAACGCUCAGAAUGUGGCGAAGCGGUUGGGUAACCGUGGCCGCACGCGUGGUCUCAAGACCAUCGUCAUGUCGAUGGAGGACUACCCUGUCGAGGACCUGCCAAGCGAAGAGAACAUCGUGUUCGUUACCUCUACUGCUGGUCAGGGUGAGUUCCCCCAGAAUGGCAAGCCGUUUUGGGAUGCCAUCAAGGACAAUACCGAUCUCGAUCUCGCCUCGGUCAAGUACUCGGUGUUCGGUCUUGGUGAUAGCCACUACUGGCCUCGUAAAGAGGACAAAGUCUACUACAACAAGCCCGCCAAGGACCUCGACAGGCUGCUGUCCAACUUGGGCGCUACCCGGCUGGCUCCCCUCGGCCUUGGUGACGACCAGGAUCCUGAUGGCUACCAGACUGGCUACCAAGAGUGGGAGCCCAAACUGUGGGAGGCGCUCGGCGUGGCAAGCGUCGAGGGCCUGCCGGAGGAGCCUCCGCCGAGGACCAACGAGGACAUUAAGCUCGAGUCCAACUAUCUGCGGGGCACCAUUGCGGAGGAGCUCAAGGACGAGUCGACCGGUGCCAUUUCGGCCGACAACUCCCAGCUCACCAAGUUCCACGGCACUUAUAUGCAGGAUGACCGUGACAUCCGCGAUGCCCGCAAGGCCCAAGGUCUCGAGCCGGCCUAUUCGUUCAUGAUCCGCUGCCGUCUACCGGGUGGUGUCGCAACCCCUCAGCAAUGGAUCCAGAUGGACGAUAUCGCCAACACCUAUGGCAACAAGACCAUGAAGCUCACGACCCGUCAGACCUUCCAGUUCCACGGCGUCAUCAAGCGCAACCUCAAGAAGGCUAUGCAGGCCAUCAAUCGCGCCCUCAUGACGACCUUGGCUGCUUGCGGUGAUGUCAACCGUAACGUCAUGUGCAGCCCGCUGCCGUCGCAGUCCAAGUACCACCGCGAGGUCUGGGCCUGCUCCAAGAAGAUCAGCGACCACCUACUGCCUCAGACGUCAGCCUACCACGAGAUCUGGCUGACUGACGAUAACGACAAAAAGGAGCUGGUUGCUGGCAACGCCGUCCAGGACUUCGAGCCUCUCUACGGCCCGACUUACCUGCCCCGCAAGUUCAAGAUCUCGAUCGCCGUGCCCCCGCACAAUGAUGUCGACGUCUACGCGCAUGAUAUUGGUCUGAUUGCCAUUAAGGGUGCCGAUGGCCACCUCGAGGGUUUCAACCUGCUGGCUGGUGGUGGUAUGGGUACCACUCACAACAACAAGAAGACUUACCCGCAGCUGGGUCGCAUGCUUGGCUUCGUCAAGACGGCCGACGUGCACAUUGCCUGCGAGAAGGUAAUGCUUGUGCAGCGCGACUUCGGUGACCGCAAGAACCGCAAGCACGCUCGUCUCAAGUACACGAUCGACGACAUGGGCGUUGAGAUGUUCAAGGCUAAAGUCGAAGAGUACUGGGGCCAGAAGUUCGAGGAGGCCCGGCCGUUCCACUUCGACAGCAACGUCGAUACCUUCGGCUGGCAGAAGGACGAGACGGGCAUGAACCACUUCACCUUCUUUAUCGAGAACGGCCGUAUCGAGGAUACUCCCGACUUCCCGAUGAAGACUGGUUUGCGCGAGAUCGCCAAGGUUCACAAGGGCGAGUUCCGUCUCACCCCGAACCAGCAUCUCAUCCUUAGCAAUGUCGCCGACGAAGAUGUCCCUCUCAUGAAGGAACUCAUGGCUAAGUACAAAUUGGACAACCUCAACUUCACCGGCCUGCGUCUCAGUUCAUCGGCUUGCGUCGCCUUCCCGACCUGCGGUCUCGCCAUGGCCGAGUCGGAGCGUUACCUGCCCGUGCUGAUUACCAAACUGGAGCAGGUGAUCGAGGAGGUCGGCCUGCGCCGCGAUUCCAUCGUCAUGCGCAUGACGGGCUGUCCGAACGGCUGCGCUCGUCCUUGGCUGGCGGAGGUUGCUUUCGUCGGCAAGGCGUAUGGCGCAUAUAACAUGUACCUGGGCGGCGGCUAUCACGGGCAGCGACUGAACAAGCUGUACCGGUCGAGCAUCAAGGAGGAGGAGAUCCUGCCGAUUAUGAAGGGUCUGCUCAAGAGGUAUGCGGCGGAGCGCGAAGAGGGCGAGCACUUUGGUGAUUGGUGCAUUCGGGCGGGUGUGAUUAAGGCGACGAAGGAGGGGAGGGAUUUCCACGAUGGGGUUGCUGAGGAAGAGGGUGAGGAGUAG
Molecule: messenger RNA, 4599 nt
Organism: Thermochaetoides thermophila DSM 1495
Lineage: Eukaryota; Fungi; Ascomycota; Sordariomycetes; Sordariales; Chaetomiaceae
Product: sulfite reductase-like protein
Exons: 3
Coding region: 1-4599 (1532 amino acids)
Biological process (GO): amino acid biosynthetic process; sulfate assimilation
Cellular component (GO): sulfite reductase complex (NADPH)
Molecular function (GO): FMN binding; sulfite reductase (NADPH) activity; sulfite reductase (ferredoxin) activity
Source: RefSeq, a predicted model, not a curated record